Medicago truncatula (barrel medic) is the source of this 642-nucleotide messenger RNA. RefSeq lists its product as uncharacterized. The record is from RefSeq and is a predicted model, not a curated record. The transcript has 2 exons. NCBI's taxonomy places the organism in Eukaryota, Viridiplantae, Streptophyta, Magnoliopsida, Fabales, Fabaceae. Bases 65 to 439 code for a protein of 124 amino acids.
GUGUGUGAGGAACAAAAGAGUUCUCAUUGUGUCGAAAUUAUUGUAAGCAUAUUCUGAGAAAGAUAUGUCAAACAAUAAUUUCAAUAUCGUUUGGUCCGGUCCUAAAUUGAAUUAUGAAUUAGAUUUCAAUUAUUGGGAAUUUAUGAUGACAACACAUCUUAAAGCUCACAACAUCUGGAGCUAUGUGGAGUCUGGUUUGCAACAAGGAGCUGAUGAACUUGCUCGUAGAAGGGACCAGCUGGCACUAUCACAAAUUCUUCAAGGAAUAGAUUACUCAAUUUUCGGCAAAAUAGCAAAUGCGAAGACUUCGAAAGAAGCGUGGGACAUAUUGAAGUUGUCACAUAAAGGAGUAGAGAAAGCUCAGAAAUCAAAGCUGCAGUCUCUGCGUAGAGAAUACGAAAGAUACCGGGACUGUGCUGGAGAGAUAGAGAGAUCGUAAUUGAACCCAGUUCUAGUUUCAGACUAUUUUAGGUUUUGAUAUUCUGUUUGAUUUGAGACACGUUCUCUGGUGGUGUAGUUUUUAUUUGGAGAAACUAUGUUUUGAUGAUAUUCUGUUUUCAUUGAGACUCAGUUCUCUAGUGGUGGAUUUUGUUAAGACUCCUAGAUUAAUUUUUAUGUGUUGCAUGAUAUAAAUUGUUUGUU